Spirodela intermedia is the source of this 7697-nucleotide messenger RNA. Lineage: Eukaryota; Viridiplantae; Streptophyta; Magnoliopsida; Alismatales; Araceae. The record is from the annotation of a GenBank genome assembly.
AUGGAGGACACCAGGUUAGAGCCUGCUGCGUCGUCGACGGCUUGUGCAGCCCCGGCGAUGGUGGACGUCGGGGAGGCUGACGACUGGAGCAAGGAGCUGGACGACGCCCCCGCCACAGCCCGGGACGUGUCCGCCGAUGAGGCCUCGGCCUCUUGGCCCACUGCUUCCCAAGGUCGGUCCCAGGAUGAUCUUUGGAACGUAUUUUCUCUCUAUGUUUCUCCGUGAGGGUCUAUGCUCGUCGAAUGGAUCGAUUGGUUCUGCUGAUUCGCGUGCAUUUCGAUGUUGUCGCCGAGAGGAUUGCGAUUGGAAGCUUAGGUGAAAGGUCCUAUUUUUCGUUGAAAUUGAUGCUUCUUUGUCGGUGUUUUCCACAGCUAAUGAGGGUCAAGUUUCGUACAGGAGAGUUGUGCGUGAGUUUUUCGUUUACUGCGACAAGUCUUUGGUUUUCGUGUUUUAGAAUUGACCGCAACUCUAGUGGUUUUCCGUCUAAUUUUCAUUUCUUCCACUAAUAAAAACUUAUGCUGAAUUGUACCAUAAUUUGGCUCACUUUUAAGGUGAUAAAAUGCAUGACCUGCGUUAUUCUUUCAUCAUAGUGAUAUCAAGUUUUUAUCACGUCGGUCAAUAUUUCCUACUCUAAUGUUGCGCUGUGGUUUUUUUCCAGAUGAUACAAACGAACUCAGGUCAGACCUCCAAUCACUGCAACUGGAAUCUAAUGGUAAAAUCAUGUCGAUUCAACUGACAUAUAUGUAGGCCUUUAGUAUUUCAUUCUAUUAAAGAGAUGAGUCUGUCAUAUUCAGUGUGGAUGACUGUUAACAUGGUCUCUUGUAUUUGCCCAAUUCAGUGAGUCAACAUGUUGAAGUGGAUGUGCUAAAAGAUGAGGUAUUGAUUGAGAGUGAAGUGGCAAAGAAGCGGCAUCUUAAUGUUGUUUUCAUUGGCCAUGUUGGUAAGUUACUUAGUCUAUUUCACUUGUCCUUGUAUAUUGUGUUAUCGCUGAAUCCUUGUGAACCAGUUCUUGUUAAUUGGUAGUUAUUAUAAGAGAUUAUCAUGUGCACCCUACAGUUUUUGUAUCGCUUUGUUGCCCCAACAUUUCUCCUUUUUCGUAGCAACUGCAUGUAUGUAAACUUUAAUAAAUUAUUGUGAUCGUGAGUUUUUUGGGGAUGGUUAUGUUUUUGUAUUCAAAUAGCCCAAUGUAAAAUGAAACAACAUUGGUGUGUGUGUCAACGGAAGACAGUAUUAUGUUGUAUGGUAAUUUAGUCUUAUACUUGCAGUCCUGCAAUUGUGCUUUAUCUGUUUUUUUUCAUUUUCUUCUGAUACUUCGUACUGCUGUUUUGCUCUUCGGUAUAUUUGUUUAGUGCUCUGAUGUAUUUUGACAAUGAGUGCAUUGCGAACUUCCACAAAGUGGUUGAUGUCUAAAGGGGAGAGGGGUGAAAUCCUUUUCUCAUCUCCCCCACCAAAAGCCUUGACCAUGGAUCUCACCCAACCCAAUAUUCAUUAGCAGUUAAGACACAUCACUCUCCUAAUUUGUGUCAUAGCUUUUAUACUGAUGUGGAUAAUCCGUCAGGUCAGACCAUGACGUUCAAUUCUCUAUAGGGCUUGAAACGUGGUCCUCUAGUUUUUUUAAGUGUUUCACGAUGAUAUCGGUGGUACAUUAGUUCCUUAGAGUGUUUCAGGAUGAUAUCGGUCGUUCUGAUUAAAUGAAAUCAAUUUUUUCAGUGUCUAUGCUGCAUCAAAAUCUUUUCAUGUCAUUUGCUGCUGCCACGUGACUGUCCAUUCAAGCUCCAGGAGCAGCUUCUGGCCUUGCCACCGAAUGAAUAAACGGAUAGCCUGAUUUUUGGAGCUCCCUUUUCUGGUUCUUAUUCUUCCAGUUUAUAUCAAUUUCAAAUUGCGAAAGUGAGGAUGGUCUUCACCAAGUUCAUUCAUAUCUCUAGGAUAUUGCUUAGAUGAAUUUUUUUUAGCCUCAUUGAUGACUUACUUAUAUAUUAAAAUAUUUUAAUAGUUAAUAGAUAAGUUGUACCACCCACUUUUGAAAAAAACUUCAAGUUUGUUCCUUUGAUUUUCUCCCUCGGUUUUUUAAGGUCAGCCAAGAACUAGGAUUGGUUUCAUGAUUACUGGCUACAAAUACGACCUUCUGAUUCUCUUUAUAAAUUCAUAUUUUUUGUACCUGUUAAGAUGACAUUUUGAGAAGGUUUUGGUAUUUUUCAUCAUUCCUGCACAUUGCAAGUAUUUACUUGUUCUCUUCUUUGAUACAUUUCGAUUGCCUCUGGCAGAUGCUGGUAAGUCAACAAUUGGUGGACAGAUACUACUCCUUAGUGGUCAAGUUGACGAUAGGACUAUUCAGAAAUACGAGAAGGAAGCAAAAGAUAAAAGCCGAGAAAGCUGGUACAUUUGUCAAUAGAAUUUUCAGAGCCGUGAUUGAUGUUACUUUUAGUGCACCAUUGGACAUUAUUUCCCCUUUUAUUCGUGUCAUUCUGUAUCACGUAUUUCAUUGAAUUCAACUGGAGAGAAUAUGCUGCUUUUCAAAUGUAUAUUCAUAGCUAAGAGAAACCGAGAUCACGAUAUAGUGAGGUGCUAUCUGAAUGAUAAUCAAUUAUCUAUUUCAUCAUUUCCUGGUCAGGUACCACAAGUACACAUGCAUUUCUUUUCUCUGGUUAUGUAUUCAUGCAUCUUUCAUUGAAUUAUCAUGCAUGUUGUUCCCCUGUAAACAUCUGAGUUGAUGCUAUGCAAGUUUUAUGUUUAGACUCGGGAUGAGCUAACAGUGAUCUUUCUCAUAGCCUGUGGGAAGCUUAUUUUUUCGUUAUGGAGGAAAAUUCUCAUUUUGUUGGAUUCUCUUUGAUUGAUUUGCUUGUGUUUGUUUGUCUUCUAGGUACAUGGCUUAUAUCAUGGACACAAAUGAGGAAGAACGUGUAAAGGUAUGCAAUUUAUUCUGCUCGAAUAUUUUCUUACAUUUCCUUUUGCUGUACUAGUUUUUUUUUUUACUGACGUCCACAUUCAAAAAUAUGUGAAAAACUGAAAUUUAAUAAUUGGGGGUCUAUUAUUGUCCUUUCUUAUCGUGUCGCUUUUAUGAAUGAUAGAACUUUUGCAAACUUUUUGACAUCUUGCACAGCCAAAGUUCUCUUCUCUCUCCAUCUCCCCUUCAUUUCUCAUUACUCAAAAUUUAACUGACAGAUUUUUUGUUUUAUCUAUGGUAAUUUUCUAUUUAUUCUCUUUUGCGGUGGGUGCAUCCAUGUAGGGAAUAACGGUGGAGGUUGGCAGAGCUCGUUUUGAAACGGAUAAUACAAGAUUCACAAUUCUUGACGCUCCUGUAAGCUCAUCUUUCCUCUAACUGUUUACGUUUCUCUCUGAAUCAGGUAUUUAGCCAGUUGCUUGUUAGUGUGCGUUGUGUUGUUGUUCAUGCUUACUGAUCAGCAUUAUAUUUCGAAUAUUGCCCACCGCUGUGUGUAUCCUCUAGUUCCUUGAUAAAUCUCCUUUAGUCACAGGAUCUUUGCUGGUUUUAUAUCUAUAUUUGGCUGCCCGUUCUGGCUUGUAGACUCUUGGCACAUCAUCAAGGUGAGGAGGCUCCUUUUGUUGUGAAACAUGGGAGAGACUAACUAGUGAGUUUAGUGAAAGCACUGGCUUUUUCAUCUCUCCCAGCAAGUACGUGAACAUAUAGGAGUACGCCAGUCCAUCCUGUCACGGAGAUUUGAUGAAUGCAUAAACAUGAUUACUGUUUUCCUAGUCUUCCUAUCUUAACACCUCCACCAUUUGUUUUGUCAUGAGGUGCUUCUGUAGUAAGUGAUCCAUCAAUAUACCUUAUCGUUCAUUGAUACUAUGAUUACUUCUUGAUUGUAGAGAAUCUCCACGUUCCAGUAGGGAAGGAAUAAAAUCACAUAGUGAAAGAUUGGUCAAGGAGAGUCUCAAGGGUGCCUGAUUGAACAAAUAAGCCAAGAACGAAGAAAGUCUAGGCAAACCAUCCAUCUGUCAUAUCAAGUUAUAAUUAUAUCCUGGGGUAGCCCAAAAAGACACAAGUACCCAAGUCCUCUACAAUUUGUGUAUGUUGCGUAGAAAGAAUUGCCCAAUGUAGUCUUGCAGCUAGUCUUAGUUAGGAGGCUUGUUUUAUACGUGACGAGGAAUAUUCUUUAGAAGUAUAGCACGAAUAUUGUUUAUAAUUGUUUCUUUCCGCUAAGUAGCCCACUUAGAAGGAAUGAUAAGCUCCCACCAUUCUGGUACGGAGUUUAAAGGACAUGCGGACUCAAGGUAGAUCGCCCAUUACUCUGUAUCUUGCAGAUCUUUCCCUGCAUAAGGUACUGCCUCAUACAGCCCUCUGUUGGGAUAGUGCACAUUAGAGACUGUCUACUCUGACAUUAAUCUCUUAUGAAUGCUUUCCCUCAUGAUGUUUAAUAGCGGUUGGACGUCAGGAGAGGGGGAAAUAUAAGAUGAAAAACGGUUCAGAAGGCUGAUGGUCAUUAGUCUUGUUUUCCAUGGUUAAGGAAGAUGUAGUACUGUUUCAUUCUUGUUGACUUUGUCUUCAUCCUGUUUCUAAACUUAUUUUUUAUACGGAAUCAUUUCUCAUAAACGUUUUUUUUUUAAUGUUUGUGUCCGCUUAGUGUUCUUAGAAGCAUUAGAUAUAAUAUAUUUUCAUAAUGUCUAUGUGUGUGUGUUGUAUGACGUUGUCAUCUGAUUCUGUCUUCUCAACAUGAUUUUUUACAUUUUGUUCACUUGGUUUACGUGGAUAUUCCUUCAGGGUCACAAAAGCUAUGUUCCGAACAUGAUUAGUGGUGCAUCUCAGGCUGAUAUCGGUGUUCUUGUGAGUGUCUCUGAUUAUGGCAUUUGGUUGAAUAUGUUGUUCCCUAAAUGGUUGUGACUCUAGGGCUUUUUGUAUGCAUGCUAGGUGAUUUCUUCACGUAAAGGUGAGUUUGAAACUGGAUUUGAAAAGGGGGGACAGACACGAGAGCACGUUCAACUUGCAAAGACUUUGGGAGUAACAAAGCUGAUCGUAGUAGUCAACAAAAUGGAUGAGCAAACAGUCAAAUGGUCAAAACAAAGGUGGUUAAGCGGCACUCAAUCAUUUCGUUUAGUAGCAACAGCCUCUUGUUUGGAAGGAUUCCUUAUAAUUUUUCUUUCUGUUUAGAUAUGAUGAAAUUGAAUCGAAGAUGAUACCAUUUCUAAGAUCAUCCGGUUACAAUGUAAAGAAAGGUAAAAUAUUGUCACUUAGAUAUAGUUUUAUCUUCUUCUUGUUGUCUAGAAAAAUUGACUUCAUUUAUAAAUGGCCACUGUGGAUUGCCUGUCUUUUGUUUCUGUUAGAAAAGUCAAGUUAAUCUGCUUAGCUUUCUGUUAGAAGUAUCCUUGUUGGUCUUGGAAAACCAAUUUGGUUCUUUAUCAUAGCUUGAUUCGCAUCACCUGCUUCGUAAAUACGUUUCUAUCUUAUUUUUAUGAUUGUGUGAAUCAUUUUUUUGGGUGUUAACUACUUUCGACGUUAUGUAUUAUAUUUUAUUCUAUAGGCAUUUGUUUGGGGCACAGUUUUUGUAUAGGAUUUCGCUUGUUCUUAGGCUGAUACUCCUCAACGAGUGUGUAUCAGAUGCUACAACGGGUGCGAUGUUGCCUUCUUGAUUUGUGAAGUUUAUAAGUCAUUAUUUGUACGCAGAUGCUAUGAUUCUGGGGUAAGUGACGUGCUUGGUUACUUUUAAAAUGUUGAAAGUAUUGAAGUGAUUGUUAGCUUCAAAAUCGAUUUAUAUGAUCCUAUAUCUCUGGCGAAACGCUUGACAGAUUUUAGUGGGAGAUGUAGUAUACAGUGUUUCUGCACUUUUUAUUUUUUAUUUUUUUUGGAAAUCUGUUUGAGUUCGAGGUUGUGUCAUGCCUCUUUCUAUUUCUCUCUGGUGUUCUGAUUUUUGUUCUCCACUUGCUUGCUCGCAGAUGUUCAGUUUCUUCCAAUUUCAGGCUUGUUGGGUUACAACAUUAAGACCAGAAUGGAUCCAAAGGCCUGUCCAUGGUGGAGUGGUCCAUGUUUGUUUGAGGUCCUCGAUUCUGUCGAAGUUCCCCUUCGAGAUCCUAAAGGACCUGUUAGGUUGAUAUCUGACGUUCAUUUAAUUUACAUUUUUGAACUGUUUGAAAAUGACACGUCCUCUAGAAAAAUACUAGUUUUUUUUACGUGAUUAUGUUUUUUAACAUUUCUGAUGAAUUGUUUAUGUUAACUUUACAAGCAGUGAUUUCUAUAUAAAUCACAUGACAGAAAACUUUGGAACGAUAUUUUCCAAUACGACCGAUUUCCUUUGUUUGGGCGGAAUGUUCCGAAUGCCUGCCAUUGUUAUCGAUGUAUACACCUUGGCUGACAGAGAAUUCUCGACAUGUUGGUGACAGGGUGCCAGUUAUCGACAAAUUUAAAGACAUGGGAACGAUAGUAAUGGGCAAAAUAGAAGCUGGAACUGUAUACGAGGGGAAUAGCUUGCUUGUGAUGCCUAAUAAGGUAAGUUAUCCGCUAAGGCGAAUUCGCCCGCCCAAUAUGUUUCCACCAUCUUUGAAUCAUCAAGCUCAUAACACAUGUAUACUUUUGUAUGUUGUUCCACAGGUUGAUGUGAAAGUUCUGGCUGUGUUUUGUGACGACGUUAAGGUGAAUUCAGCUGGGCCUGGCGAAAAUGUCAAGGUUAAAUUGGCAGGCAUCAAUGAUGAAGACAUAUCGCCUGGUUUUGUUCUUUCAAGCCCUGGUAAUCAAUCAAUUCCUCUGGACAAUCUUACUCUCAAGUGAAUGCAAUGUUCUUUUCAGAUUUUUAGAAGAUGCUUCUUGCAGAUGGAUCUUCAUCUUAUUCCCCCCUAAACUCUGGCAAUCGGGCUCUGGCAAAAUAAAUAAAUAAAUAAAUUGAUGCUAGCUCUGGGUUUUCCAUGCAAUUCAGGGAAUGCGAAUCGAAUAGAACAGUUCUUCUAUGUUUUUUCUCUAGAUGGGAUCCUUUUAUGCGGAAUUUUUAAAACCGAGAGGCUUCCUGCUUUUACGCAGUCGUCCCGGUGCCUGCAGUGACCGAGUUCGAUGCCCAGUUGCAGAUCCUGGAGCUACUUGACAAUGUAUGAGAAGUGCUCUGAUUCCCUCCCCCCUCCCCCCUCCCCCGUUUCUUGAAUUACCCCCUCCAUUUCGUCGUGCUUGUUAUUCCGAUAUCUUCUUAAAGAAAUAAGUUUUUAUUGAUUAUUGAUUAUUUAUUUUAUUUAUUUGAUGCAUCAGGCGAUCUUCACCGCUGGCUAUAAGGCAGUGUUGCACAUCCACUCAAUCGUCGAGGAAUGUGAGAUCGUCGAUCUCCUGGAGGAGAUCGAUCUGAAGAAAAAGAAGGACGCCGACCCGAAGAAGAAACCCAAGAGAAAACCCCUCUUUGUGAAGAACGGCGCCGUCGUUGUGUGCCGUGUCCAGGUACAGUCGGGGAACAUGUUCUUGUUCCUUUUUAAGCUAAGCUCUUGUUCUCAUAUACUUUGGCCAUGAUCUUCGCCCUGUUCUUAGGUCACCAACCUGAUCUGCGUCGAGAAAUUCUCAGAUUUCGCCCAGCUCGGGAGAUUCACUCUCCGCACAGAAGGUAUUCUUUCAAAGUCUCUACAUGGGGUUGGGUGGAGGGGCCAUAUUCGAUCCCGGGUUUCGGUCUCCUUCCCACUCUGAUGGAGGGGAGCAAUCAAUCCUUGCAGGGAAGACGAUCGCAGUUGGCAAGGUCGUGGCCCUUCCGGCCGCCGGAAGCACCGCGUUCUCUGCUUGA